CUCCUCCUCCUCCUCCUCCUGCUGCUGCUUCCGGGGUCCCGGUCCGAGCAGAUGGAGGAGCACCUGAAGCGGGAGCACUCGCUCACCAAGCCUUACCAGGGUGUAGGAUCAGCCAGCUCCUCUCUGUGGGAACUUAUGGGCAAUGCAAUGGUGAUGACCCAGUUUGUUCGUCUCACUCCAGAUAUUCAGAGCAAGCAGGGUGCUCUCUGGAACAGGGUGCCUUGUUACUUGAGAGACUGGGAGAUGCAGGUACACUUCAAAAUCCACGGGCAAGGAAAGAAGAAUCUGAAUGGAGAUGGCUUUGCAAUCUGGUACACAAAGGACCGAAUGCAGCCAGGGCCUGUCUUCGGAAGCAAGGAUAACUUUCUAGGGCUGGGAGUGUUUGUAGACACCUACCCAAAUGAGGAAAAGCAGCAGGAGCGGGUGUUCCCAUACGUCUCUGCCAUGGUGAGCAAUGGGUCCCUCGCCUAUGACCACGACAGAGAUGGCAGACCCACUGAACUUGGUGGAUGCACAGCAAUGGUGCGCAACUUGAACCACGACACGUUCCUGGUGAUCCGCUAUGUGAAGAGGAGGCUUACGGUCUUGCUUGAUAUCGAUGGCAAGCAUGAAUGGAGAGACUGCAUUGACAUUCCAGGAGUACACUUGCCACGCGGCUACUACUUUGGGGUCUCUUCUGUCACCGGGGACCUGUCGGAUAACCAUGACAUAAUUUCCCUGAAGCUGUACCAACUGACUGUUCAACGGACACUGGAGGAGGACAAGCGGGACAAAGAGGUUUUCCUACCUGUGGUGGAGAAUAUGAAACUGCCUGGAAUAGAGACUCCAAUGGAACCAAUGAGUGGCCUUGCUCUCUUCUUGAUAGUCUUCUUCUCAUUGGUUGCCAUCGUGUUCGCCAUCGUCAUUGGAAUUAUAGUCUACAACAAAUGGCAGGAACAGAGCCGGAAACACUUUUACUGAUUUGGAGGCGUCCUGCUGCAUUCUCCCUCCUUUGCCUUCUGGAGGGCCAUUGGUUUUGUUGGCAUGGGUGGUUGCCUAUGCAGGCAGCUAGCUUCCAGAAGCCCUGCUGUGAGGACUCCUGUCCACCUGGAUCUUAUACUUCUAAUGGCAGCCUUUGGAUUGGUGGUGGGCCCCCAAUGAUGAAGGCAGCCAUAUCUCUCUGCUCUACUUUGACUGCUUUGAACUGUGAGUUUUCAACACUGGCAUUUCUACGAGACUUGAUGCGUUAUAGACAUAUCCUUGAUCAUGCAAUGUGAAGUGAACAUUCAUCACAUCGCCGUAUGAAGAUGGGAGAGACGUUUAGCCAAUGGAAUCUGGAUUUGGUAACCUCGGCUGUUCCUUGUGGAGACUGGUUGGAAACCAGAGUAGUUGGGUGGGUGUCGAAACGCUGGUAUGUUGAUCGAGGCCGUCUGGUCUGGAUGUUCUACUGCAGGAGGGUGUCUAAGCUGAGUUUUGCAGAUGUUGUAUUCCAACUCUUGUCAGCCCCAGCCAGAAUCGCCAGUGGUUGGGGAUGAUGGGAGUUAUAGUCCAGCAGUAUAUGGAGGGCCACAGGUUCGCUAACAUUGUUUUACUGGGAUGCCUUAACUAGCACGUAGAUCAGUCUUUGGCACCCUCCAGGUUUGGACUAUAGCUCCCAUCAGCCCCAACCAGCUAGCUUGGCAAGAGAAGCAGGGAAGCUUGUAUCUAUAAGAAACCAAGGUAUCCUUACCUUAUGACCCACAAAUAUACCUUUACUAUUAUUUUUCCUCAAGUUUACAAAGACACCACCCUGCAGAAUAAACAAAUGUGAAUGCCCUCCCUCCUAAAAUAAAUGGCAGCCUGCCUUAUAAUCCUGUCCCUCCCACUCCAAAUUGAGACCUUCUGGCUUUCCUAAAUGGACAAACUGCUGUAUGUUUUUAACCAGGUGCUACAAAGCACUUGACUCCUACAACAACUAAAAGGUAGCCCUUAUGUGUUCUUUCCUCUUUCAGAACCGGGGAGCCUCCCCUGGUUAGUCUGCCUCUGCUAAUGGAGAUUGGGUGGGGGAAAUCUCUUUGUUUUUAAUACUAGCUGCUCCAUUGACAGGAACUCAGAUGAGGGGCCUCCCUUGCCAGUCAUCCUCUGAGCCUUGCUGCAUUCCCCUAAACCCGCCUUUCCUAGUAGCCUCACUUCCCUGGAAGUCAUCUUUGCCUGCUGUUAUGUUCCUGAGCACACAGCUGAUCUGCAGAGUCAUGGGGAAGGCAGUGCACUAUGCCAGAGCACCUAGAAGCUGAUGUGAAAACUGAAAGGUAGAAAGGAUGGUGGGUGGGGAUUAUUAUUAUUAUUUGGCAAAUUACUGUUUUAGACAAAAUGCUGCUGACAUUUAUUGCUGCUAUUACCUCCUUUAUAUAUAUGUGAGCCGACUCUUCCCAGUUCUCUGGGGAACCUGACCUCCAUCGCUCUCCAGCACUGAACUCGCUCCAUACAACUCAGAAGUCUCCUCUUUCCUCCCUACUGAUGGGCUCCCCCCCUUUUAAUGGUCAGAUUGGUGUCAUCAUUUUAACCUUUGCCACGGUUCACCAUGGCAGGAGGAAAGGCCUGUUGGCAACAGGACCAUUUUUCACCUGAAAACUGAUGCUUGAAGGCUUUAUUGUUUACAGUGAAUUUGGCUGCCUGACCUGACCUCUGACCCCACUGAGGCAGAGGUGCCUUACCUUGGGGUGUGCAUGGGUGGAAGGGUGGGGUGCAUCUGCUUGCACAAACACCGAGCAUGAUUCUUUACAGAAAUGAGCUGUGCUUUCCUUGUGAAGUGGGGAGAGCCUAGUCACUGUCACACUGCACAUAUUUUCAUCUUUGCACCCCUUCCAACUUCUAACGUUUUAUAAUGACAUUCAGUGACUUUGGUGUGUUGGAACUAGGGUUGUGCUAAAUAUUCUUCAUUUCAGCUUUGAGAGAGCAAGGAAGGGCAGAACGAAAAAUGUUUCCCUAAACCUGUUAAUGGUUAUCUUCCCUUUAGCAUGUUAAUUUUCUUCCUUAGUUACCAUUUUUAAAAAGCAGGCUCUGUGAUCUCUUUUCUCAAGUAAUGCCAGGCAAUCAAGGAUCAUGUGAUGGACCUGGGGAUGGCCAAAUCUGAAGAGUGGUGUCUGUCUUACUGAGAGCAAAGAAAUCCAAUUGAGAGGGAGGGCUGGACUUCUGGAUCUGGCCAUGUUGGACACAGACUACUUUCCCUGCACACAGGUGGACCAUGAGGUGGCAGGACUUGUUUUUCAAUGUUUUGGCUCAACCCUAGUUCGAAAGGAACUUAAAAAUGCUUUGACAUUUGUCCAAAUCAUAAUUCACUACACCUGGUGGUUUGUUUUUUAACACAUAAGUUUAAAAUGGAAUGUGAAAAGUUAUGAGCCAGCUGGUUAGAAGAUCCCCAAGAUGGAGUCAGUUAAGCCAAAAACUCUGAAAAGGCCAAUGCCUAAAAAGAAAAGCUCAGGAUUUUGAGAGAGCCUAAGUGUCUUAUUGGUUUGCAUGUUACCUCAUCCCAGUUGAGUUAAUGAAUUAUAUUGUUUUUCAGGAGCCUUUUCUAUUUAGUGAUAAACAUGGGCUUGUCUCUAUCUCUCAUGCAACUGACCUUUAGUAUUAACUGCAAUAAAUAUUAUGUUCAUAAA
Lacerta agilis (Sand lizard) is the source of this 3614-nucleotide messenger RNA. RefSeq names its product lectin, mannose binding 2 like (gene LMAN2L). The transcript is spliced from 8 exons. The record is from RefSeq and is a predicted model, not a curated record. Gene Ontology annotation, biological process: Golgi organization; endoplasmic reticulum to Golgi vesicle-mediated transport; endoplasmic reticulum organization. Gene Ontology annotation, molecular function: D-mannose binding. Lineage: Eukaryota; Metazoa; Chordata; Lepidosauria; Squamata; Lacertidae. Bases 52 to 960 code for a protein of 302 amino acids. Gene Ontology annotation, cellular component: COPII-coated ER to Golgi transport vesicle; endoplasmic reticulum membrane; Golgi membrane.